AAGAAAUGCGAAAGAGAGAGAAAUUUCCUCUUCCUUUCUUUCAUGCUUACGACAAAACUUCACCGCCACCUGUUUUGUCUCAAAUCUUUUAAUGUUUUUUAAUAAUAUAAUUUAUUAUACUACACAUGCAAGUUUGGGGAUAUGAUAUUAACCUUGAUCAUCAUCAUCAUCAACAUGAUGAAGUGCCAAAGGUGGAAGAUUUGCUCUCAAACUCUCAUCAAACCGAGUAUCCUAUGAACCAUAACCAAACCAGUGUCAACUGCACCACCGUGGUUAACAGAUUAAACCCACCCGGUUACGUUCUCCACGAACAACCCGUAGUUACACCACAAUACCCGAACCUAGAUCCGGAUCUAAGCCAUGAGUAUGGAGCUUUUGAGAGGGUCGGUUCGGUCUCGGUUUUCAAAUCUUGGUUAGGGCAAGGCACCCCAGCAUUUCCAUUCUCGAGUACUUACGUUACAGAAGAGGGUGGUACGAGCAAUAAUAUUAGUCAUUUUAGUAACGAAGAGACUGGUUAUAACACCAAUGGCUCGAUGCUAUCAUUGGCUUUGAGCCAUGGGGCUUGUUCUGAUUUGAUCAACGAAACGAAUGCAUCUGUAGUGCCGGUAGAAGAACCGGUUAAAAUAGAUGAGAAGCGGAAGAGAUUGACUGGCAAAUCUCAGGUGAAGGAUUUGGUUCCUCGGAAGUCGGUUGAUAGUUUCGGACAAAGAACUUCUCAGUAUCGUGGAGUUACAAGGCAUAGAUGGACAGGGAGAUAUGAAGCUCACUUAUGGGAUAAUAGCUGUAAGAAAGAGGGUCAGACAAGGAAAGGAAGACAAGGAGGGUAUGAUGAGGAGGAGAAAGCAGCGAGGGCUUAUGAUUUAGCGGCUCUGAAGUAUUGGGGUCCUACCACUCACUUAAAUUUCCCUUUGAGUAAUUACGAAAAGGAGAUCGAGGAACUCAAUAACAUGAAUAGGCAAGAAUUUGUUGCCAUGCUGAGGAGGAACAGUAGCGGGUUUUCGAGGGGAGCUUCAAUUUACAGAGGAGUUACAAGGCAUCAUCAACAUGGAAGAUGGCAAGCUAGAAUUGGAAGAGUUGCUGGAAACAAAGACUUGUACCUUGGCACAUUUAGCACGCAAGAAGAAGCAGCAGAGGCGUACGAUAUCGCGGCAAUUAAAUUCAGAGGCCUAAAUGCUGCUGGAAGAUGGAUCUUGUAUAGCACUGGUGAAUGGGAGUUCAAGAUGGAUUCUUAUCGGCAGGGGAGGGCGUUGAGUUUGAUGGGGUUAAAAACUUUCAGGGAUUUGGAGCUUAAAGUGAGGCAACUGUACAGAAUGGAGAGGAGCUCGAUAUCAACUGAGCUUAGCUACAUGUUUGAGGACAAUUUAGCACUGUUAGCUGGUGUUCAGCCGGGCCCGACAAUGAUUCGGUGUGAUCGGCAGUUUCGAAGCUUUAAAUCUUUAAGCAUUCAUGAUAAAUCUGUGAACCUGUUCGUGUGUUUUAGAGAAGGCGAUGGAGUCAAAGUUGGGCCUACUCCUGAAGCUCGAAGGAUCGGGAGUUGUUUUGCUAAGGGUUUAGAACUAGGAGAUUCAUCUGCAGGUAUCGUAGAGGCUGGAGGUAAUUCAAGAGCGACAGAGGAAGUUGGAUACUUUUCUGGACUUUUAUCUGCAGUUCAAGACAAUAACACUGUUUAUCCUCCAGUUCAAGGCAAUAACUCUCAGUUAGCAAUCGCACAGAGUUCAGAUGUUAUUGACAGCUCCGGUGGGUGGGACAUAAGUGAUGAAAUCCUGUUAGCUGCCGUUGAAGCAGUGGAGAAGUCGUCUAAAACAGAUUUGGUUGCUUUCACAGGGCUAACCACAUCUGUAGCAGUGGAAGAUGGAAUGGAGAGCAGUGGAGAUGAAGAGUGUUCCGAAAACUCCGAUGAUUCUUAUACUUACAGUGGAGGUAGUGAAUCAGAAGAUGAUGAUUACGAUUACGAGAACAACACGGUAGGUAGGCUUGAAGCUGGAAGAGAAAUUGUGGGAGAUGAAGACAGUGGGGAUGAUGAUUUUGUUGAGCAACCCCCGAAAAAGAAAGUCAGACAGAAAGAAAAAGGGAAAGGAAUUGAAGAAAGGACUGACAAUCUUGCAUGUGUAGGAGCUGUUAUGACAGAGUUUCUUCACACUAUUCAGAAGGGGAUAAGCAUUGAUGAAGUUUAUGGUUAUGAGGACAUUGAGCCAAUGUUUGGAGACGAUGAUAUGGAUAGGAAAGCAGCUCAUGUUGACUUGAGCAAAGAGGAUGACAAUAUGAAGAAAAUAUCUAGAACUGUCGGAGACAUUCCAAUUGCUGUUGAAAGAGAGCUGCUGAAACGUUUCAAAGGUGGAUUGGGGAUGACAGUUUUGGCUGUUGGUAGGUGGGAUUUUGAAGUAGUCGCAAAGGAUGGAGAACAGUUCCUCGUCUCCUUGGAACAACAGACUUGCUCUUGCUUGGAGUUUCAAAAAAUUAGAAUUCCCUGUGUUCAUGCGAUGGCUGCAGCUCAUGACAGGAAUUUGGAAUUCAGAACGUUGGUUGGAGAGAUGCAUAGGCUGGAAAUGUGGUCACCAACGGUCCAAGAAUCUAUCCUCCCAGUACGCGAUCCAUCGGAGGUGGAUGUUCCUGAGGAAAUAAGAGUUUUAUGUUUAAUGCCUCCGAAAACAAAAAGACCCCCGGGGAGACCCCCAAAGCUGCGGAUACAUUCAGUUGGGGAAUAUGAGGGGAAUAAUAAGUCAAAACAGCCUAACAAGUGUGGAAGAUGUGGAGGUGUAGGUCACAAUCGGGUUACGUGUACCAACCCACUUGGUUGACGCUUUGGAAUGUAAGCAAGAUGUGUAAGGCUUUUUGGGGAGUUUGUCUUAUCAAUGGAGGAGGAUUUUGGCAGGGGUCGUUUUUUGGUAAUUUAAAAUGUAUUGUUUUCGGAAGGGGUAGACAUUCAUAUGAAAUAUGUUCGGAGACAAAUUUCAGAUAAAUGUCUCUUUUUAGG
This is a messenger RNA of Arabidopsis arenosa, 2974 nucleotides long. NCBI's taxonomy places the organism in Eukaryota, Viridiplantae, Streptophyta, Magnoliopsida, Brassicales, Brassicaceae. The record is from the annotation of a GenBank genome assembly.